Cokeromyces recurvatus is the source of this 1646-nucleotide messenger RNA. RefSeq lists its product as uncharacterized. NCBI's taxonomy places the organism in Eukaryota, Fungi, Mucoromycota, Mucoromycetes, Mucorales, Mucoraceae. Gene Ontology annotation, biological process: telomere maintenance via recombination; telomere maintenance via telomerase; chromosome organization involved in meiotic cell cycle. The transcript has 5 exons. Gene Ontology annotation, cellular component: Mre11 complex; condensed nuclear chromosome. Gene Ontology annotation, molecular function: single-stranded telomeric DNA binding; double-stranded telomeric DNA binding; ATP hydrolysis activity. The record is from RefSeq and is a predicted model, not a curated record. Bases 352 to 1587 code for a protein of 411 amino acids.
AAAAAAAUCAACUAGUGAAGUAUGUAUAGUUUAAAUGUAAUUAGGCUAUAUUAUAUACACAUGCUGUCUGCGUAAUAGAAAGUGCUUUUUUAUUUUAUUUUUUUACAUGCAUACUACCAAUGAAGAAAAGAAAAGAAAAAAAAAGGACGGAGGUUAAAUUAAAUAAACUUGUUCUUCUUCUCCGUAGCAAGUAAAUAUAUUUUUACAUACACUUUUAUUGCUUUUUCUCAAUCAAUCAAUCAAUCAUGUCACAAAUUCAAAGUAUGGCCAUUUUGGGCAUUCGUUCAUUUAGUCCAGAGGAACCAAGUUAUAUAAAUUUUUUUUCUCCUUUAACUUUAAUUGUUGGGCCUAAUGGUUCUGACAAUAAUUGAAAGUCUUCGAUUUGCUUGUACUGGCGAUUCUCCACCUAAUAGUAAAGGUGGUGCAUUUGUUAAUGAUCCAAAAAUUGCAGGUACUAAUGAAGUAAAAGCUCAAGUGAAGCUUAAGUUUUAUAAUGUCAAUGGGCAAAAAAUCGUUUGCAGUCGUUCUUUAGCUGUCACUCAAAAGAAAGCAUCUGUUACUCAGAAAACAAUUGAUAAUACAUUAUUAAAAUAUGAUCCAGUGACAGGAGAGGCAUUUAGUAUUACUAACAGAUGUGCUGAUAUAGAUGCAGAACUUCUAGUCCACUUGGGUGUACCUAAAGCUAUUUUAGAUAAUGUUAUAUUUUGUCAUCAGGAAGAUAGUAAUUGGCCACUUUCUGAGUCAAGUGUAUUAAAAAAGAAGUUUGAUGAUAUAUUUUCUUCCAAACGAUUUGCUGUUGCAUUGGAUAAUAUAAAGGAGAUACGUAAAGAAACGACACAAGAGAUUCGUCUUGGUCAUGUUCGAUUAGAGGCCUUGAAGACAGAUACAGUAAAAGCGAAAAAGAUACGUGAGCAUUUAAGAAAACUGAAUCAGCAGAUGACUGCUAAAGCAGAGAAAUUAGAGUGGAUUGAAUCCAAAAUUACAACUGUUGAACAAGAAACAAGCCGACUGAAUCAAGUCCUUCGUCAUAUUGGAGAUAUUGGGGAUCAAAUUCAACAAUUGACGAAUAAGAAAGAGUUUUAUGAAAGCACAUUACGUUCUAUUGAAUCUCAUAUGACUCAUCGUGAAGAAUCGACUGAGGAGUUGAUUGAAUUAUUGAAAAGACAUCGUAUCAAGGAAGACGAAAAUCAGGAAGAAAAAGUGGCAGUAACGAUUGAAAAGUCAAAGUUGGAAAGAAAGUUAAAAAGAAUGAGAGAUGAAUUAUCACAGGGGCACCUAGAGAUGGGUCGUUUAGAGGCGUCACGUGAGGAACAUGAACGACAGAUAAAGUUACGGUCUGAUUUAAUUCAAAGGAUCAACGCCUCACACUCUUUAAAUCUACCAAUAGAAGAUGGUAUAACAGCUGCCCGUACCUUUAAAGAUUGGAUAAAAGAAAACGAAUCAAAAAAUGAAAAACUAAAGGAUGAAGCGAUGUCUAAACAAAAUGCUCUUUCUGAUGAAUUACAAGUUUUAAGGAGUCGACAUUUGUCUAUUGAAGAAAAUAAGAAAUACUUGCAAAAACGUAUUAUAAAAUUCAAAUUGAUAUAAUUACAAACAAAAUCAAGAGCUUUCAGAUAUCCAAAAUUGAACUUGAUUCAAUUAAAAAU